AUGACUCAUACCACAGAUGAAACAUAUGUUGCACAUGCAAGUUAUGAUGCUUGUCCAACCACACAACCAAUUUACAUGAGACAACAUUCAUCCAAACGACACAUUGCUGACACUGAUAAACAGAAUCAUGUCAGCGAGAUUUCAAAGAAACGUGGACGUAACGCUAACGAUGAUUUUAUAAGAUGUCCCAUUGCUCAAUUUGGCUGUCUCAAUGAAAUACUUUAUGAUGAUUUACAAGAACAUUAUUCAACCAAAGUUCAUCAAGAAUGUCUCUUAAAAGCUAUUGAAUAUUAUGUACGACAAUUACAUAGUGAACCUCAAAAUAAUCCUACCUUAUCAAACAAUGAAGAAAAUUAUUCUGAAAUAAUAGAUUCUGUAGAUAUGCUUGCUGAAGGACUCUCAUCAUUGAACGAUGCUAAUGUUCAAAUUCACCAAAAUGUCAUUCAACUUCAUAAUAAUAUUUUAGAACAACAAAACCAAAUAGAACAAUUGAAAAAUUCUGUUGAAGAAAGUUCUCAAUUUAUGCAUGCUAAUCAAAUAAAUACAAAUAUUUUACAAGCUGAAAUUGAAAGUCUAAGACAAAUGAUGAUGGAUUUGUCAAGUCAAUCAUCCAAUGAUGGGACUUUUAUUUGGAAAAUUACGGAUGUUGCGCAAAAGAUCAAUGAUUCUAUUUCGGAACGACAAACGAGUAUUUAUUCUCCACCAUUUUAUUCAUCACCAACUGGUUAUAAAAUGUGUAUGAGAUUGUAUUUUAAUGGUGAUGGUCAAGCACGACGAACACAUCUUUCACUCUUUUUUGUACUUAUGCGAGGAGAUUAUGAUGCUAUAUUAACAUGGCCAUUUUCUUAUAAAAUUACAUUUUGCCUUUAUGAUCAAACAAAUAAUCAGAAUCAUAUUAUUGAUUCAUUUCGACCAGAUAUUAAAUCAAAUAGUUUUCAACGACCAAAAUCAAAUAUGAAUAUUGCAUCAGGCCUACCUAAGUUUUGUCCUUUACCAGUUAUUCAACAAGAAAAUAAUCCAUAUGUACGUGAUGAUUGUAUGUUCAUUCGAUGUAUUGUUGAUUUUGGAUCAACACCUAAAACCAUGAUACCGUAUAUCUGUAAUCUCAAUAUGGGUUUACCAAAAACAAUUCAACAAACAAUGAUUCAAACAGAAACUGAAUGUCGCAACUUGGUAACAUCAACAUUAUCAAAUCCAGAGAAAGGUUCUACAAACAGAGAUAGUCUGAAUUAA
Molecule: messenger RNA, 1233 nt
Organism: Rotaria sp. Silwood1
Lineage: Eukaryota; Metazoa; Rotifera; Eurotatoria; Philodinida; Philodinidae
Source: the annotation of a GenBank genome assembly